Sorex araneus (European shrew) is the source of this 936-nucleotide messenger RNA. Its product is annotated as olfactory receptor 4C45-like. The coding region runs from base 1 to 936 and encodes 311 amino acids. Gene Ontology annotation, cellular component: membrane. The record is from RefSeq and is a predicted model, not a curated record. Lineage: Eukaryota; Metazoa; Chordata; Mammalia; Eulipotyphla; Soricidae. Gene Ontology annotation, molecular function: olfactory receptor activity; G protein-coupled receptor activity. The transcript has a single exon. Gene Ontology annotation, biological process: G protein-coupled receptor signaling pathway.
AUGAUGCAUAAUGUCACAGAAUUCAUCCUACUGGGCCUGACCCAGAAUCCAGAACUGCAGCAUUUCUUGUUCACUAUAUUUCUAAUAAUUUUCUUGAUCACUGUGGUAGGUAACAUGCUCAUUUCAAUCAUCAUCUUCAUCAGCCCGUUGCUGGGUUCCCCCAUGUACUUCUUUCUGUGCUAUUUGUCUAUUAUAGAUGGUUUCUAUUCUUCUUCCAUAGCACCCAAAAUGAUCUUUGACUUGAUCUCUAAAAGGAACACAAUAUCCUUCAAUGGCUGCAUGGCUCAACUUUUUGCUGAACAUUUCUUUGCCGCAGCUGAAAUUAUCCUGUUAAUGGCUAUGGCCUGUGACCGCUAUGUGGCCAUCUGUAAGCCCUUGCACUAUAUGACCAUCAUGAGCCGUCCCGUGUGUACGUUUCUGGUGGUAAUGGCUGCAAUCUUAGGGUUUAUUCAUGCAGGGAUCCAACUUUUGUGCAUGCUUCAGUUGCCUUUCUGUGGCCCCAAUGUCAUUGACCAUUUCAUGUGUGACUUAAUUCCUCUCCUGGAACUCGCCUGCACAGACACCCACAAGUUGGGGCCCCUGAUCGCAGCCAACAGUGGGUCUUUGUGCUUCCUUAUUUUUUCCAUGUUGGUUACUUCCUAUGUCUUCAUCCUGUGCUCCUUGAGGAAUCGUAGUGCUGAAGGGCGCCGCAAAGCUCUGUCUACCUGUGCAGCUCAUGUCACUGUUGUCGUCUUGUUCUUUGUACCUUGUUCAUAUCUGUACCUAAGACCCGUGACUUCUUUUCCCACUGACAAAGCUGUGACUGUGUUUUGCACCUUAGUAACUCCUAUGCUGAACCCUUUGAUCUACACCCUCAGAAAUAAAGAAAUGAAAAAUGCCACAAAGAAACUCUGGAGGAAAAUAAUGAAAACAUCAGAAAAUAAGUCUGGUGAUUAA